UCAAAGACUAUUCAAAGCUUCAAGCUUGCUCUCAAAUUCUCAACCCUCUCUCUGAAAGCCUCCUCUCAAUAAUAAAACCAAAAGCCUGAGACCUUCACCAGAGCUCUAUUUCAGAGCCAUCUCCGUGUCUCUUCUUCUUCGAUUUCCAUGUCUGAUGAGGCCAGAGAUCUCUACCACCUUGACCCAUUUUACGACUAUCACCGCAACGUCGGCAGAAGCGGCUUUCCCUUCUCAGCUGAUCACCCUUCCAUGUAUAAUCAAUCGGGUCAUGGGCUAGGAGACUCAUCAGCUAACGAUCUACCUGGGUUUGGUCCUUCCUACAUGAGCUUCACUGAGUGUUUACAUGGCGCAAUGGAUUACAGUACACUGUCGAGAGCUUUCGACUUCUCUUGUUCUUCACCGGAUGUGCUUUACCCUGUGGAUGAUGCCGGUCAGAAGGGAGCUGGUACGGGAGAGUCAGUUGGGACCGGUGACAUUCCGGCGACACCCAAUUCAUCUGUCUCCUCGUCGUCCUCGGAGUCAGCAGGAGAAGGCGAAGAUUCCGGGAAGAGUAAGAAAGAUCGGCAGCCGAAAGGGUCUGAAGAUGCAGUGGACAAAUCUAAGAAAGUGAACAAGCCCAAGAAGAAAGGAGAGAAACGGCAAAGGGAGCCAAGGUUUGCUUUCAUGACUAAGAGCGAAGUUGAUCAUCUUGAGGAUGGAUACAGAUGGAGAAAAUAUGGGCAGAAGGCAGUAAAGAACAGCCCUUAUCCAAGAAGCUACUACAGGUGCACUAGCCAGAAGUGCUCGGUGAAGAAACGUGUGGAGAGAUCAGUCCAAGAUCCAUCGAUCGUGAUCACUACAUAUGAAGGUCAGCAUACCCAUCAGUGCCCAGCAACACUUCGAGGACACAACACUAGUAGUACUGGAAUGAUGACUCCUUCCAUGUUAGCAGUGCCUCCAUCAGCUGGGUCAAUGUUCCCACAAGAACUACUGGUUCAGUUGCCUUCGACAAAUAACCAGGGAGGCACAGGCUCCAUCUUCCAACAAAACCUAACUCAUCAUCAUAUUCCUCAUAUUCAGCAGCUCCAACUUCCCGACUAUGGCCUUUUACAAGACAUAGUUCCCUCAUUCAUCCAUAGACAGCAACCAUGAAACAACUUCCACUUUGUCAGUUCAUCUCUCUCUCUCUAUCUAUCUAUCUAUCUCUCAUAUAUUGUGUUCUAUUUUGUUUUUUCACAUAUUUUGUACACUGAGUUAGUAUUGGACAGAUGAAACAAUGCCCGUAUGGUAUGCAUGGAGAAUCAGAUUCAUCUUAUUGGAGUACAGAAUAAAAUUAAUGUACUUAUUUUUACAAAACCA
Nelumbo nucifera (sacred lotus) is the source of this 1338-nucleotide messenger RNA. Its product is annotated as WRKY transcription factor 28-like. Gene Ontology annotation, molecular function: sequence-specific DNA binding; DNA-binding transcription factor activity. NCBI's taxonomy places the organism in Eukaryota, Viridiplantae, Streptophyta, Magnoliopsida, Proteales, Nelumbonaceae. Gene Ontology annotation, biological process: regulation of DNA-templated transcription. The record is from RefSeq and is a predicted model, not a curated record.